Molecule: messenger RNA, 1738 nt
Organism: Sabethes cyaneus
Lineage: Eukaryota; Metazoa; Arthropoda; Insecta; Diptera; Culicidae
Gene: UQCR-C1
Product: mitochondrial-processing peptidase subunit beta
Exons: 4
Coding region: 144-1565 (473 amino acids)
Cellular component (GO): mitochondrion
Molecular function (GO): metalloendopeptidase activity; metal ion binding
Source: RefSeq, a predicted model, not a curated record
CGUGUGCGAGCAAUUUGCGAAACGACGAUCGACGAAACAAAAAUCCUGUAUCACUUUUCCAUCUAGUUCCUAGGAGCUGGUGAUUUUUCGGUCAAAACUUGAUAUCUUUCUGCUGCCGUCGGAGAAUACAAUCCUAGUACGACAUGGCAUCGCUACUGAAACUGGCCAACACCCUGCGGGUGACUGGCAACGGAGCGCGAGUGAUUCAGCGUCUGAAGUCGUCGAAUGCUGCCGAUUUCCGUGCUGCGCUGGUUAAUGUUCCACCGACCGAAACGUCGCAGUUGGACAGUGGACUGCGUGUUGCCAGCGAGGAUUCCGGCUCACAGACGGCUACGGUUGGCCUGUGGAUCGAUGCUGGCUCUCGGUAUGAGGACAACCGUAACAAUGGGGUAGCCCAUUUCCUGGAGCAUAUGGCAUUCAAGGGAACUUCCAAGCGGUCUCAAACCGACCUGGAAUUGGAGGUUGAGAACAUGGGCGCUCAUUUGAAUGCGUACACGUCCCGCGAACAGACCGUGUUUUACGCCAAGUGUCUGUCCAAAGAUGUCCCGAAGGCAGUGGAAAUUCUAUCGGACAUCAUCCAGAACUCGAAGCUCGGUGAAUCGGAAAUCGAGCGCGAGCGUGGUGUCAUUCUGCGCGAAAUGCAGGAGGUUGAAAGUAACAUGCAGGAAGUUGUGUUCGAUCAUCUGCAUGCCACGGCCUACCAGGGAACGCCGUUGGGUAAUACCAUUUUGGGACCCACCAAGAAUAUCCAAUCGAUUGGAAAGUCGGACCUGCAGGCUUAUAUCGAUUCGCACUACAAGGCUCCCCGAAUUGUGCUGGCCGCUGCCGGGGGUGUUAAACAUCGGGAUCUAGUUCAGUUGGCUCAAUCGAACCUGGGCAAGAUUGGUAGCACUUUCGAUGGAAAGGCUCCACAGUUGACGGCCUGCCGAUUCACCGGCUCGGAGGUUCGCGUACGUGAUGAUUCGCUGCCGCUGGCUCACGUUGCCAUUGCCGUCGAGGGCUGCGGAUGGACCGAUCAGGACAAUGUUCCACUGAUGGUUGCCAAUACGUUGAUUGGAGCUUGGGAUCGUUCGCAGGGCGGUGGUGCCAACAAUGCAUCUCGUUUGGCCGUAGCGUCGGCAGAGGACAAUCUGUGCCACAACUUCCAGUCGUUCAAUACUUGCUACAAGGACACCGGUCUGUGGGGUAUCUACUUCGUGUGCGAUCCGCUCAAGUGUGAGGAUAUGGUGUUUAAUUUGCAGAACGAAUGGAUGCGUCUCUGCACGAUGGUCACCGAUAGUGAAGUCGAUCGCGCUAAGAACCUGUUGAAAACCAACAUGUUGCUUCAGUUGGAUGGAACGACUCCGAUUUGCGAGGAUAUCGGUCGUCAGAUGCUGUGCUAUAACCGUCGUAUUCCUCUGCACGAGCUGGAAAAGAGGAUUGAUAGCGUAAAUGCGCAAAACGUGCGUGAUGUUGCGAUGAAAUACAUUUACGACCGUUGUCCGGCGGUUGCUGCGGUUGGUCCCGUUGAGAACCUGCCCGACUACAUUCGCAUCCGUGGCUCGAUGAACUGGGUCCGAGUGUAAGCGAUGACCGUGAAGACCGUGCAUUGCAUUCGGAGCUAAAUAAGGAUAAACAAAAGCUGUUGCUCUGAUAGUUAAUUAAAAUCUUAAAACAUUUUCACCAAAUCAGAAAAACAAACAUUGUCGUUGGUAGCAGAACUGAAAAAUAUAAAAUGGAAAAUUGCAAUUGUUUUCUC